AUGCCUCUGAGCUUCCGCCAGUUCCGCUUCCUUUUGACAUAUGGGUCUGACUGGUGCCGGAUGAACUUCUUGGUCCUCUUUUUGACAAUCUUGGGUUUCACGAGGGGUCUGACGGCCGCCACCUCCGUAGGCAGCACCGAGGAAGAGAGGGGCACUCAGAAUGUCCAGCAUUUGUCAUAUCAGUGGAGGCUGUCCUACCAUACAGCCUCUAACAAAACUAGGCUGUGCCGAGCCCCUGCUAAUAGAAUUGUUUCCCUUAACACCAAGAAGAUUGGAGAAGCGCCAAAAUCUGCAUGUGGCAUGUGCCUAGGCCGACUUCGCAGAGUCUGUGCUGUGAGACCUAAAGUUCUAGUGAGGUUAUCUAAAAUGAAAAAACAUGUCAGCAGGGCUUGGCAUGAAUCCAUGUGUGCUAAACGUGUCUGUGACAGUAUCAGGAAAAUUGUUGUGAAAGUAGUGAAGGUACAAGCACAGAGUCAGAAAGCUAAAUAA
This is a messenger RNA of Myotis daubentonii (Daubenton's bat), 489 nucleotides long. Its product is annotated as large ribosomal subunit protein eL34-like. NCBI's taxonomy places the organism in Eukaryota, Metazoa, Chordata, Mammalia, Chiroptera, Vespertilionidae. Bases 1 to 489 code for a protein of 162 amino acids. The record is from RefSeq and is a predicted model, not a curated record. The transcript is spliced from 2 exons.